CUUCAUUUGUACUAAGCAAACAUGUUAAAAUAGAUGUAGAAAUAUCAUAAAUUGGAACGUAAAAACAAUUUUGAUAUUGCCUAAAAAAUAUUUAAUAAUGGAAUCUGAAAAAGUUAGAGAAUUCUUAAAGGAAACAUUUAAGAAUAAGUACAAAAUUAUAGAACCAAAAAUUUCGCCGUUGACCAAACCAGGCGAAAAUUUUUUAAGUGUUAUGUUAAAAGUUGACUUGAAAUUAAAAAAAGACGAAGAAUCAGCCGAAGAAACUUUACAUGCAGUUGCCAAAUGUGUGAAAACUUCUAAUGCAUUUGCCUCGGAAAUAUUUCCCAUGGCUUUUAGGAACGAAAUUAAUUUUUAUAAAGAGGUUGUACCUGCUUUGCACAAUUUUCAAAGAGAAAGAGGCUUAGAUGAGAUUAUGGACUUUUUUCCAGAAUUUUAUGGGGCUAGGAUAAAUAAAAAUGGAGGGGAUGUAGUUGAUGAUAAUGUGGUUUUGGUUUUAGGAAAUUUAAAUGUCCAAGGUUACAAAAAUUUAGACCGUUACCUUGGAUUUGACUUAGAAGGCGCUAAAUUAAUUUUAAAAGAUCUUGCUACACUGCACGCUACAGCCUUGGCUUUAAAAUUUACAAAAAGAGAAGAGUUCGAAGAGAAAAUAAAAAAAUAUUGCCAAAAAGCAAUUCCGCCUCCACCGCACGAAAACGAAAACCCUUAUAAACAAAAGUUAGCAGUAUUUUUUGAAAUUCUCGAAGAUUAUGAAGAAUGUCGACCAUACGUGAAGAGUUUAAAAAAUAAAUUUUCAAAAAUGAGGGAGAAAUUAAAUGAGUUUUUCGAUUUACCACCUAGAGAACCCUUCGCAACUUUAGUACACUGUGAUGUUUGGGUCAAUAAUACAAUGCAAAUUACCGAAGAUGGAAAAUUAACAAAAAAUAAAUUAGUGGAUUUUCAAUUAUUUUUUUAUCAAUCUCCAGCAACUGACGUAUUAUUUUUCCUAUGGACUAGCGUUCAAACGAAGAUCCUUCAAAAUUAUUUUGAGAGUCUUCUAGAAUAUUACCACAAUGAAUUCAUAGAGUGUUUGCGAAACUUAAAUUGUAAUACAAAUCUUUUUACUUUUGAAAAAUUUUUGGAAGAAAUGGAUUUUGCAGCUCCUUCCAAUUUCAUGGAUAUUAUGUAUAUGACUACAUUUGUUGUAUUUGGAAAGAAGUAUCAGAAUGAAUUUGAUGUUGAUACAGAUAAUGUUCUAAAAGAAGAUGUGCCAAUUAUUGCUAGAGAUAAAAUUGCUUAUAUGGUAUAUGAAUAUGGUAGAAGAGGAUGGAUAUAAUAAAUAAAUGAUAUUAAAUUUAAAAAAAAUUACUUUUCAUUUCACAAGACCAAUGAAUAAAUUAAUAGUACCAAUUAUUAGGCCCUAAUAUUAGAAUUAGUCAGUUUUAAAUUAGUACUCCGUGUGCAAGUUUGUGAAGCAAUAUAGUGUUACACAUAAAAAUUUUUGGAAAAAUGUG
Psylliodes chrysocephalus is the source of this 1490-nucleotide messenger RNA. Lineage: Eukaryota; Metazoa; Arthropoda; Insecta; Coleoptera; Chrysomelidae. The record is from the annotation of a GenBank genome assembly.